AAGGGAAUGACACCUUUUUGGUCCAAAGUUUUAUUUGGCAUGAAAAUACAGGGCGACAGUAUUUUAACAUUUGGGAUGCUUUUUUUUUUUUUUUUGGUACGUGACCGGACACAGUUGACUUUCGAAAGUGCCGAAAGUCAAACGGAAGAGCGGUAAACCUAAGCCCUCUUUCUUGUGCUCUCGCGGGCAGGGAGAGAGAAAGAUGGCGGCGGCUGACGGCCUGCCCGGUCUUUUGCCUUUGCAAAGCCAGUUGGACUACGCGCUGGAGGAUGCGAUCACGCUUCAAGAGAAGGAGAACUUGGUGUAUCAGCAUGUGAAAAAGGUGGACGGCUGGGAGCGGGAUUUGAAAGUUCCCGAGUUUGGAGCAGAUUUACAGUGGCUGAACACUGAGGGUCCACUUUCUUUGUACAAACAUCUUUGUGGAAAAGUAGUGGUGUUAGAUUUCUUCACCUACUGCUGCAUCAAUUGCAUCCAUGUUUUGCCUGAUCUUCAUGAUUUAGAAGAGAAAUACUCUACUAAAGAUGGUCUCCUUAUUGUAGGCGUCCACUCAGCAAAAUUUCCAAAUGAAAAAGUUUUGGAUAACAUCAAAAGUGCUGUUCUUAGAUACAACAUCAUUCAUCCUGUGGUAAAUGAUGCUAAUGCAAGCCUCUGGCAUGAGCUAGAAGUAUCCUGCUGGCCAACCUUGGUAAUUGUUGGACCCCGUGGCAAUAUCCUGUUCAGUCUGGUUGGUGAAGGGCACAAGGACAAACUAUUUCUCUUUACCUCCAUAGCCUUAAAAUACUACAAGGAACAAGGCCAAAUCAAUAAUAAUAGAAUUAGAAUACAGCUCUAUAGAGACUCUUUGUCACUUUCACCUUUGUUGUUCCCUGGGAAAGUUGCAGUAGACAGUUCUGACAACACAUUGGUAAUAGCAGAUACUGGACAUCAUAGGAUUUUGGUUGUGAGGAAAAAUGGUCACAUUCUGCACAUCAUUGGAGGACCAGACAGUGGAAAAAAUGAUGGAAAUUUUUCAGAAGCAUCAUUCAAUUCUCCACAAGGAGUUGCCAUAAAGAACAAUAUUAUUUAUGUAGCAGAUACAGAAAACCAUCUAAUUAGAAAGAUUGAUCUGCAGUUGGAGCUGGUGAGCACUGUUGCAGGAGUUGGAAUACAAGGCACUGAUAAACAAGGAGGAGCCAAAGGAGAUGAGCAGCCUAUUAGUUCACCAUGGGAUAUAGCUUUGGGAAGCUUAGGUAUUUUUAAGAUGUUUAUAUUUUACUUUUAUGCAGGUUUUUUUUCAAAGUUUGUAGCCUGCUUAACACCAUUGCCAGUUAUUUAAUUUUUUCCUUAGUGGAAAUACCAUAUUUCAUGACCAUAUAGGACUAUGACUCAUCAGUAUUUACGAUAGUUUCUAUGCAUUGAAUGGCUACUACAAUUUUUUUUUUACCAAAGGCUAAGUUAUAUGCCCUGAUACAUAAUCUUCUGCAUAUUAAAAAAAAGAGAGAAAAGUAAUCCUGUGUCUUGUAGCAAAAUAAUUUUUCUACAUUUAUUGUAAAGUUAAAAGUGUGCAAGAUUUUUUUUCAUGCUUUAAUACUAAAUACAUUCAAGAUAGUUAUUGUUUAAGAUUACUGUUCUAAACAGUUUACUACUCAUUUGAUUCAUGUAUAUAGUAGUAAAAUGCUGUUAAAUGCUUUAUAUUUAUACUUAUUUUACAAACCAUUUAGAUUAUAUUCCUGUAUCCAUUUAUUUAGGAAUAAAGUCCAGUAUGAUUGUAUCUGUCAAAUCAUAAGAGUAUUCUGCUACAAAAUGAGAGAAGAUGAACUGUGUUUCUUUAAAGACUCUGAGAAAAAGGCCACAUCUUAGAACAUACCUUAUUACGCAUAUAUCAGCAUACUUCAUACUUCAGAGAAUAUCUUUCUCUGUAAUAAUCGUGUCCUUAAUGCAUGUCUAAUGUUUAUAUAUUUAUCAUUAUUUUAAGAGUCUUUUAGAU
This is a messenger RNA of Python bivittatus (Burmese python), 1966 nucleotides long. The record is from RefSeq and is a predicted model, not a curated record. Lineage: Eukaryota; Metazoa; Chordata; Lepidosauria; Squamata; Pythonidae.